This is a messenger RNA of Closterium sp. Naga37s-1, 5697 nucleotides long. Lineage: Eukaryota; Viridiplantae; Streptophyta; Zygnematophyceae; Desmidiales; Closteriaceae. The record is from the annotation of a GenBank genome assembly.
AUGGCCCGUUACAGAGAGGCAGAUCUUAUGGGCGACAGCGUUUCGCCAGGAAGGGGAUCAAGAGGUCCGGCGGAGGAGGGCAGCAGGGGGAGUUACCGGGGGGGCGGGAGGGACGGAGGGGAGAGACGUGGACGUGGGGACGACAGGGGGGCGGGGCGAGGCGCUUACGAGGGGUAUGAGGAUGUGAGGGGUCGAGGUAGGUACGGGGAGGGGAGAGAGCGCAGUUUCAGUGGCGACAGUGGGCGAGGGGGGGCGACUUUUGAGUCGACUCAGAAGUCGUAUGGUGAUGUGAGGGGGCGAGGCAGCUCUUGGGAGGGGAGAGAGCGUGGUUAUAGUGGCGACAGUGGGCGUAGAGGGGAGGGGGAGAGAGAACGGCGGAGGGGAGAUUGGGAGGGGAGUGAGGGGGAGAGAUGGAGGGGAGGAAGGGAGGGGAGUGCGGGGGAGAGGAGGCGAACAAUUAGCGAAGGGAACAGGUGGCGAGGGGAGAAUUCGGGUGGAGGGUUCAAGAAAGGUGCAGGCGAGGUUGAGGGUUUAGGAAGAAACCAGGGAAGGGUUUCAAGUUCUCAAUCCAACAGGCGCGCCUCACAGUCGGGGGAGCGAGGGGAUUAUGAUGAGAGCAGGGUGGGGAGAUUCGAUUCGCGGUCCAUGCCUGGCCGCCUGGAUGCUCCUAACAGAUGGGCAGGGCGAGUGGGAGAAGGAAGAGAAGACGAAGGAGAAGGAGGAAGAGAAGCGGUGUUUGAGAGGCCUCCAAAGGCACGAGGCCGGUCGUUUCUUGAGAACUCUCAAACGCCAGGGCGCAGAGGAGCAGGAGGAGGAGAAGAGGAGGAGUUUGAGAGGCUUUGGAAGGGACGAGGGGGUUAUGGGAGCGACGGCGGCGAAGGUAGCGCGGGCAGUGGGGACGGGAAGGGGUACGAUGAGGACGAUCUGUUUGGGUGGUCGUCUGCAGACGACUUGGAGGUGCAGCUGCAGCGUGAGGAGCGCCGGUCCGUACAAAACUGGCUGGGCCUAUCCGGACGGAAAAAGCCGCUCUCCGCCGCCCAGAAGGACCAGUUUUUCAACGUCGCGCCACCCGGAGGCGAUCCCGAGAUCGCCCCACAAGAUCCGCACUUCCCCUUCCAGUACAGCUACUCCGAGACCCCCACCACCCCCCCGAUCGGUUACCGCGAACCCCCCUUCUCCCCCUUCGGCCCCGCUACCAUGUCCCGCCCCUGGACCGGGCGCGCCCCGCUGAAAAAGGCGAAAAAAGGGGGCGGGGCGGGGAAUUUACCCCGGGUGAUUCCGGAGUUUGACUCGUUUGUGGCGCCGAGGCGGAAGAGGGGGAUGAAGGGCGUGCAGCCUCCGGGGCCGUUUGGGGAGGGGGAGGGGCCGCGGUAUGUGCGGACACGAGAGGAGGUGCUGGGGGCGCCGCUGACAAGGGAGGAGGUGGAGGAGAUGGUUGCUGACUGUAACAAGGGGCGACGACAGGUGAACCUAGGUCGAGACGGGCUGAUUCACAACAUGCUGGAGCUGAUUCACACGCACUGGAAGCGGCGGCGGUGCGUGAAGGUCAAGUGCAAGGGCGUGCCCACCGUUGACAUGGACAACGUGUGCCACGUGGUGGAGGACAAGACGGGAGGCAGGAUCAUCAAACGACAGGGCGGCACCCUCUACGUGUUCCGCGGGCGCAACUACAACUACCGCCUGCGCCCGCGCCUGCCGCUCAUGCUGUGGAAGCCCCCCGCGCCCAUCUACCCCAAGCUCAUCCAAGACGCGCCUGGGGGAUUGACUCUGAGGCAGGCACAGGAGCUGAGACGCAUUGGGAGAAAGAUCAAACCUCUGUGCAAGCUGGGCAAGAACGGCGUGUAUCACCGGCUGGUGGGCGUGGUGCGGGCGGGGUUUGAGGAGGCGGAUCUGGUGCGGGUGGACUGCAAGGGCAUGAACAAGAGCGACUACAAGAAGAUCGGUGCUAAGCUAAGGGACCUGGUGCCAUGUGUCCUGCUCUCAUUCGACAAGGAGCAGAUCCUCAUGUGGCGCGGGCUGGACUCACAGGAACCUUCUCCCGAAGCUCCCCCCGAAGCUUCUUCUGAAACUUCCACAGUGGCAAACGUAAAAGGAGCCAUUGCAGGUUCAGUGGCAGAUGGGGGAGGGAAAAAUCCGGCAGGAGAGAUUUCAAGAGGGUUGGUGGGAGGUGGGAAUGUGGGAGUGGGGGCUGGGAUGGAAGGAGGGGAGGUGGGAGAGAGGCAGGGAGUGUGGAGAUUUGAUGUGGAGGAUGAGGGGGAGGUGGAGGUGAGUGUGAGUGUGGAUGCAGAUGGCGUGAUGGUGGUGGGUGGGGAGGAGGGGGAGGAGGAAGAGGGGGAGGAAAUUGGUGGUGGUGUGGAUGGGGAUGAUUGGGAUGAUGAGGAGAGGAAAUUGUGGUGCCUUUUCGUGAUCGCGCUCCUAUUAUGUGCGUCCAUUCACUCCGCCGAUGCGAAGAAAAAGAAAAAGGUCGUAGUGGAGGAAGAGGAGGCAGCAGAUGAGGGAAGCACCGCGGCUGAGCCGAGCGACGAGGGAGACGCAGAAGAGAAAACAACCACCAAAGCUUCCAAAGCAGACGCUGAAGCUUCAGAGGAUGAAGAAGCAGAGCCGCCUGCGAAAUCCUCAAAGUCGUUAAAAAAAGCCAGCAAGCUCAAGAAGGCAGCGGAGGAGGACGAGGGGGACGAGAAGGAUGAAGCAGCAGCAGACGCCGACGAGGCUGAUGCCCCUGCUCCGAAAAAGGUAAAGUCUGCGAAGAAAGCGAGCGACGACGAAGAGGAGGACGCAGACGCUGCACCUGUCGCUAAGAAAAAGGCUGCAGCUGACGACGAGGAAGCUUCCGCGGAAACGGAGGACGAAGAGGAAGCUCCUGCGGCGAAAAAGAAGCCUGCAGCAAAAAAGAAGGCUGCAGCCGCGGAGGAGGAGGCUGGUGAAGAUGACGCAACCGAGGAGGAGGAUAAGCCGAGCAAAGCCGCUGUAGCUAAGGCCGCUAGCGCUAAGGAAGCGGCUGCAGGAGAGGACGAGGAAGCAGAGAGCGAGAAGGUUACGGCGACUGAAGCCGAUGAGGAGAAACCCGCUGGUGCGAAAGCUGCGAAGGGCGGCGUCGCGGCUGUUUCUAAGGAGCCUCCUAUGGAGUCGCCGAAAGUCCCAGCCUCGGCGUGGAAGUCGAAAAACCAGACGCGCGACGACAUUGAUCCGCAAGGCGCUUGCAAGCGGGACAUCACGCUUCACUGCCAGGGAAUCACUCCCGGCGAGGCUCAGCUGUCGCUCUGCCUCGUCUUCCACAUCAAGAACGAGAAGGCCGGCAACGAAGUCGCCACGAUCAUGGUGUCCAAGAAGUGCCGAGCGGAGAUCCGGCAGUUCCGAUCCGACAUGUACAGGGACCUCUCCAUGGACAAGGCCAUGUCGACGGCGUGCAAGGCGGACAUCACCAAGUUCUGCGACGACGACUUCCUGUAUCCGGAACCCGGCAACAUCAUUGCUUGCCUCAGGGAGGUGAAGCAGGUGGAGAAGCUGCAGGACGCGUGUCUGGCGGAGGUGCUGCGGCACCAGAUGGAGGCGGCGGACGACUUCGUGAUGGACCCGCAGCUGCGCGAGCUCUGCAGCGGCGAGGCUGACCGCCUCUGCAAGGGCGUCGAGCCCGGGGAAGGCCGCGUGCAGAACUGCCUGAGGGAGCACCGCACGAAGCUGGCGUGGGAUUGCCAGGCGGAGCUGUUCCGGCAGGAGGUGGAGAACGCCGAUGACAUCCGCCUCAACGUUCGCCUCUUCCAAGCGUGCCUGAACGACCAGCGCAAGUUCUGUGCGGAUGUGAAGUAUGGAGAUGCGCGUGUGAAGGACUGCCUGGAGGACCACCGCCUCGACGACGAGUUCUCCCCUGGCUGCAAGACGGAGUUUGAGAAGAUGAUGGCGCGGAGGGCCACGGACUUCAGGUUGGAUUCGCGCCUGCGCAAGUACUGCAAGGGCGACAUUGCUGAGAUCUGCUACCCGGACGCGGAGGACAUAUCGGACGUGGCAAACUACGACGCCAAGGUGAUCCAGUGUCUGCAGGACUACCGCGACGAGCUCAAGGACCCCAAAUGCAAGGCGCAGGUGCACAAGCUCACCGAACGGGAGAUCGACAUCCGCUUCAACAAACCCCUUGCUGACGCCUGCCAAGCUGAUCGCACAACGGUGUGCAAGGAUGCACCGGAUGGGCAGGCGUCGGUGUUCAUGUGCCUGCAGGACCACAUGCCGCAGCUCAAGGAGGCAUGCCGCAACUCUGUCUUUGAGCAGCUGGUGCGCAUGGCGGAGGACAUUGACUUCAAGUUCCCCAUGAAGAAGGCGUGCCAGUCGGAGCUUGACAAGUUCUGCAAGGACGUGCCCCACGGCCACGCGUCUCGCAUCAAGUGUCUGCAGGACCACAUCGACGAUGCUGAUUUCGGGGAGGCGUGCCGCAAGGAGGUGCAAUCGGACCUCGUGCGAUCAGCACAAGACUACCGGCUGAACUACCGGCUGCAUAAGGCAUGCCUGCCGGACAUCCAGCAGCACUGCCUGCACGCGUGUGACGCCGCCUCAGCCAACGGCACAGCCACGUGCGGCGGCAUGGUGCUGCGCUGCCUGCAGGACAACAAGGCCAAGCUGCAAUCGCCCUCCUGCACCCAGGAGGUCGACUCCUUCAGCGUGAUCCAGUCCAAGGACCCGCUGUCCUUGGAUGUGCCGCUGCAGAAGGCGUGUCAGGGGGAUCUGGUCAAGCUGUGCCCGGAUGUGAGCCGGGACCACGCUCGCACGCUCUCGUGCCUGCGGACCAAGAGGGAGAAGCUGUCGACGUCGUGCCGGGAGGAGGAGAUGCGAUUCAGUAUCAUGGAGGCAUCGGACAUUCGCCUCACACCGUCACUCAUGAACGCAUGCGGCCAAGAGCUGCAGAGUCUGUGCCGCGACGUGCCCCCCACGGAGGGGCAGGCGUUCAAGUGUCUGCAGGAGCACCUGCAGGACGUGGGCAUGGGCGCGGCGUGCAAGGGCGAGGUGAACCUGCAGGAGGCGCGGCACGCCUCCAACUACCGCCUGGACGUGCGCGUGCGCAAGGAGUGCGAGGACGACGUCACCAAGUUCUGCAACGGCGUGGACGCGGGGCAGGAGGGCCAUGCGCUCGUGCUCAAGUGCAUGGUCGGCAGCUUCAAGAGCCUCUCCGCCUCCUGCCAGUCCGAGGUGUCCUAUGCGGUGCGCAUGGCCCUCUUCCAGUACCACAAGGGAGCAGCACUCACGCAGCCGUGCGACACAGCAGUAGAAGAGCUCUGCAACACCGGCAGUGCUGCCGCUGCCACCACGCCCGUCAAAGAGAUCAACGGCGCUGUCAUCGGCGUGUACGGGCAGUGCCUCGUGUCGCAGAAGCGCCAGCGCCUGCCGGAGGAGUGUCGCACGCUGGUGAAGCUGGUGGCCAAGGAGGGCGCAUAUGUGGGCGGCACCGUGGACCAGAACAAGCUUGAGGAGACACUCAUGAAGCUCAAGGCGCUACAGGAGGCUGCAACAGCAGCGACAACAGCAGACGGAGGGAGGGUGGUCCCUCACGACACAGGCCUCGUGAUUUCCGGCUGGCUGGCUGCUGCUGCCCUCGCAGCCGUGGUCAUUGUCGCCAUUGCGAUCAGCUGUGCUGUCUACUACAGGUUCUUCAGCCCCACUCGCAACUACACUCUGGUUGUCAAGUCCGCUCCGGGCGCCGUUGGAGUGUAG